CUGAAGUUGAAUAAGGAGUCGCUUCGGUGGAGGCGGAAGUUCUUGACCUCUACUCUCAAGUGGAAGCGAGUCAAUUUGCAGAUAUCGCUGGUCGACAACGUCCUCUUCAAGGUCGCGUCGGUUCUCGAGGCGAUUGUGCUAGUAGCCACCCUUUCUUUCUUUCUACCUCUGUUGCGGCUGCCACUUUUGAUCAUCGAUUUCAAGAAAGAACUGGAAAAUUGGAGUUCCCUCUCAAGAUUCGACCUUUUUGUUUUCUUUUUACGGGGAUGGAAAUAUGGAUUCUUUCUUCUUUUUCUUCUAAUCUUUGUAUAA
Molecule: messenger RNA, 312 nt
Organism: Linum tenue
Lineage: Eukaryota; Viridiplantae; Streptophyta; Magnoliopsida; Malpighiales; Linaceae
Source: the annotation of a GenBank genome assembly